This is a messenger RNA of Oncorhynchus keta (chum salmon), 5695 nucleotides long. RefSeq names its product beta-1,4 N-acetylgalactosaminyltransferase 1-like. NCBI's taxonomy places the organism in Eukaryota, Metazoa, Chordata, Actinopteri, Salmoniformes, Salmonidae. The record is from RefSeq and is a predicted model, not a curated record. Gene Ontology annotation, biological process: ganglioside biosynthetic process. Gene Ontology annotation, cellular component: Golgi membrane. Gene Ontology annotation, molecular function: hexosyltransferase activity. The transcript is spliced from 11 exons. The coding region runs from base 474 to 2069 and encodes 531 amino acids.
UGUGCCUAUUCGAGAUUAUUAGACUAUGCUACUUUAAAUAUGUACAUUCCUUUUUGCGACGUUCAGUGUGUUUGCAUCACAUUUUCAACUCUACGGAUAGUUUUUUAAAAUUAAUUAAUUAAUUAUUUCAUUAAUAAACUGCAUGGUUUCCCAAGUAGAGGGAGGACCACACAAUAUAUCAUAGCGUGACCUCAAUUUUACUUCGAUAUUCUGAUUAUUAUAUCAAUACAUGCUCAUAAAGGCGUUUCCCCCGCCGUUGGUUGCAUAAUUCAUUUUACCGAUAGCAAAAGAUCUCCGCAUUUCGAACGAACAAACAUAGUCGCAGCCGUCAUGUUUUUUGUGUGUUUUUUUUUAACAUAUGGGAUGACUUCACUCGCAUAAAAACUGGAUGGAUAAGUGGUUAUUGAGCCGAUAUUGGACAAAGAACUUUCUCUCCUGUCACACUUGACAUCGAUCGGUGUCUGACUGUGUCCAUGAUGCGCUGCCUCGUUCAGAAGAAAACAUACCUCGUCAUUUUAUCUCCACUGCUACUAUUCGCCCUCCUCCGCUGUUGGACUCAAAGGGCCACCACCACUGUUGACGUGGGACCAGGCCAGAGCUACAAGGCACAGAAGGUUCUGAAGGAGAGGCUGCAAAAUGUCCAGAAUGGUUAUGACAAUAUCUCAUAUGUCCUGAAGGAAAGUGUGGCAGGGCGUCUGGCAAUGAACGUGUGUGUGUGUGAGGCAGAUAAGAAGCCUGCCAUCGACCUGCCUUUUGCCCAAGUGCUGUUCCCCCGUGUCUGGGCCCAGGAUGACUUCCACACAGCCUUCCAGGAGGCAGAGCUGGCUCAGGUGAAAAGUCGCAGGCAGCAGGAGUACAACAGCUUCCAGCAGAGGUACCAGACUCCCGCAGACCUCCUUGUUAUAGCAGAAGCCAACAGUCCCCUACAGUACCCUACCCAGGGGGUGGAGGUUCGCCCUCUCAAGACUAUCAUUAUCCCUGGGUUGGGGCUGAAAGAAAAGCAUAGACAACUUCAUACAGUGAAUCUGACUGCUACCCUGGGGACAUUUGAUGUGUUAGCCACCGUAGACGGGGUCUCCAUUAGAGGACAGGGAGUGAUGCACAUGACUUUGUCCAGUAGACUCCUCUCCACUCUGAACAGACAGCUACAGUUUGUCACCUACACCAACACCUUGUUCCACCCUAGGACGGCUGACACAGUGCAGUUUGAGACUGAUGGACACCAGUCCGUUUUUACCAUAAAGGUUGGACAUGCUGUUAUUCCCAAGCUCUAUCACUCAGGUUACACUGGAGAAUACAACAUAAGCUCACUUGUCACCAUAGCUACCAAGACAUUUCUGCGUUAUGACAAACUGCAGGAUCUGAUUGACAGCAUACGGGAGUUCUAUCCCACUGUCGCCAUAGUGAUAGCAGAUGACAACGAGCACCCCCAGCCAGUGAUGGGUCCACACAUUGAACAUUACAUUAUGCCGUUUGGGAAGGGUUGGUUUGCAGGGAGAAAUCUGGCUGUCUCUCAGGUGACCACCAAGUAUGUGCUGUGGGUGGACGACGACUUCCUCUUCACCUCCAACACCAGACUGGAGAAUAUGGUGGAGAUCCUGGAGAAGACCACCCUGGACAUGGUGGGGGGUGCUGUGAGAGAAGCGACAGGCUACACUGCUACUUACCGCCACACCAUCUCAGUGGAGGAAGGGGGUGAGGAGGGGGACUGUAUACACAUCAGAAAUGGAUACCAUCAUGUCAUUGAGGGCUUUCCUAACUGUGUCCUCGCCGACGCUGUUAUCAACUUCUUCAUGGGGAGGACAGACAAGAUGCAGCAAGUGGGAUUCGAUCCUCGUCUGAACCGUGUGGCUCAUCUAGAGUUCUUCAUCGACGGGCUUGGGAUCCUCCACAUAGCUUCCUGUGAUGACAUCAUCAUAAACCAUGCAUCUAAGAUCAAGUUGCCAUGGGGCAAGUCGCACAGUGAGAAGGCCUACGCCAAGUUCCGCUACUCCUCAUCGGAUGCUGUCCAAAUCAAAAAUUCCCUUUUUUACUUCAAGAACAGACUCAAAUGCAUGUCUAGUAACUGAAACAGGUCUUAAAACUGAGGUUUUUAUUUUUGUUACACUGAGCAGACAUGUUUUGUCAUCACCAACAGAGGUGUGUAUGUAAUUGUUGUUUCUCUGUAAUACUACUAGCCACCAAUGAUUUUUAUGAGGUUGGCUUUAGCUAAUUCAGAUUGGGAACCUCUCCCCCAACCUCAUAACUAGCUAACAAUGAGAAGCCAUUUCAGGAUAUCAAUCAAGCUAGAGUAGCUGGCAUGCCUGCUGACAAGGUUCGUAUACUUUAGAAAAGAACGCAAUAACUAAAUGCACUGAAUAAGACUCAUAUUCCUUUCAAUCUUUUACCCAGGUUUUAGCAGAGAUUCAGAGAAUAAUAUGUAUCACCAGGAUACAGAGGCUCAAGAGGGUUUGCUAAGUAACCAGUAAAAUAUACAUCUUUUUUAGAUAUAUGAAGCGUAAUGAUUAUAGAUGGCAGGAAAAAGCUGUUUCGGGUUUUAAGAACAAAUGUAAAAUCUCCAACUCCCGGAGGAGGGACAUAAACCCUCCCCCAGCCAUCCUCAUGUACUUUGUGCCCCCUCUGAUUUUUGGUCACCACCACAGCAUUUGUUGUGGACACAGUGAAUGUGAAGAACCAAGCCAAUGAGCAUCUCCUUUGUCUGUGCUCCUUUGUCAGGCUUUGGUCACGGUGUGUUUCCACCGUAGAGAAUGAUAGAGACGUGAUCUUUCUAUGUGUCCCAUUAUGACAUCUGUGAGCACACGGGCAGCACCAUUGAGGCAAAAACAUUUAUUUAUAUAUUUUUUGGUCCUUAUGAAACUGGUAUGCUUUUUUACUAAUUUUCUUUAACCAAAUUUGGUCUUUAAUGCAGUGACGACCGACAAGUUCCUUACUUUUUCCCCCUUCCACUUGCCUCUUCCAUUUUUUUUGCAGUAAUGCUGCAAUUAGUUGGUUGUAAUUUUGGGUUGAGCAGACAUAUUUUUGUUAGCUGCAUGUGUGACAACUCCACCAGUCCUAUUUAUGAUAUAAUUAACAAAGAUUAUACCGUUUUAUUUUAUCGAUAUAUUUUUUAAUAUUUUUUUUAGCAAUUAGUAUAUUUGAGUUUAACCAAUAUUGGUUGUAUUAUUUGUUCUGUCUUUUCUGGUGGACUAAACUGAAAUUGCAACCAACUUUCUUCUUGUUUUAAAAAUAACAAUAUUUUGAAGAUUAUACGAUAUUCAAAUAACCGAAAGUGAGAGGUGGUAAUCUGAAUAAAGGGAAAAGGUCCAUUCUUGAACAUGGGGUGAGACAUUCUUACUAAUUUGCUAGCGAACCAGUUCGGAUUUAAGUAUAACUGACGCAUUUAGUGAGAGGUCUAAUGCUUUAUAAUAUAUGCCAUUUAGCAGAUGCUUUUAUCCAAAGCGACUUACAGUCAUGUGUGCAUACAUUCUACGUAUGGGUGGUCCCGGGAAUUGAACCCACUACCCUGGCGUUACAAGCACCAUGCUCUACCAACUGUGCUACACACACUCUACCAACUGUGCUUUAAAAUGAACCAUUUCUGCCCUCCGAAUUCAUUUUCAUUAUAUAAAUAGGCUAUUUUAAUUGUGUCUGGCUUGCCAUUCCAAAUAAAAUGUCAUAUCUUUUGCUUAUAUCAUCUAAAAAAACAGGUCGCUAGGUGUAGACAAGACCAUAAGCAAAUAGGCAAACUGGGAUAUGUUUUUAAGUUUUACAUUUUCUUAUUUUACUACUUCUGUUGGCAAACAGAACAGAACUAACAGUGGUGUAAAGUACUUAAGUAAAAAUACUUUAAAGUACUACUUAAGUUGUUUUUUGGUGUAUCUGUACUUUACUAAUUAUAUUUUUGACUACAUUCGUUAAGAAAAUAUUGUACUUUUUACUCCAUACAUUUUCCUUGACAUCCAAAAGUAGUCGUUACAUGUUGAAUGCUGAGCAGGACAGGAAAAUGGUCCAAUGCACUGCCUCUGAUCUGGCGGAUUCACUAAACACACAUGCUUCGUUUGUAAAUUAUGUUUAAGUGUUGGAACGUGCCCCUGGCUAUCCAUAAAUAAAAUAAAAACUAGAACAUUUGCUUUGCUUAAUAUAAGGAAUUUGAAAUUAUUUAUACUUUUUCUUUUACUUUAUUUUAGCAAUUACAUUUACUUUUGAUAACUAAGUAUAUUUUAAACCAAAUACUUUGACUUUUACUCAAGUAGAAUUUUACUGUGUGUCUUUUACUUGAGUCAUUUUGUAUCAAGCUAUCAUUACUUUUAGUAACGUAUUGGGUACUUUUUCCACCACUGCAAACAGAAAGGGUGCAUACUGCGAAUCAAUGUUUUGCUCACGAGUAUAAUUCAUUGGCUCAGCCCUCCUGGUGACCUGGGUGUAAUUAUGAGAGCCUUCCUUAACCCUUUAGAAGUCCCACCUAGUUGACUGCUUUUAAAAUGGCAGAAGCACUCAAGGGCAAAGUCCAUGCCAAAACAGGUUUUAUCAAUCUAGAGUCCUCUAACUAACUAUGGUAUUAACAGACUGUGCCAAAGUGUGAGUCAUGCCAUAGUACUGAAGUGUAAGGUCUUCUCCCUCCUGAUUACUUUAAUUACCUGACUUAAACCCUCUUACUCUUUGAGGAGCAUAUGAUAUCCUCCCACUCUACUACUCUGGACAAAGUUAUCACUGUUCAAUGUUUACGUGGCAAACCUGUCUAUCAUGGGGUUUGCCAAAUUAAUGGGGCGGCAGGUAGCCUAGUGGUUAGAGUCUAGUGUUUAGAGCGUUGGACCAGUAACUGAAAGGUUGCUAGAUUGAAUCCCGAGGUGGCAAGGUAAAAAGAAAACUGUCGUUCUGACCCCGAACAAGGCAGUUAACCCACUGUUCCUAGGCCAUCAUUGUAAAUAAGAAUUUGUUCUUAACUGACUUCCCUAGUUUAAUAAAACAUCAUGGUCUGUUUAUGGCUCCCUAUAUAGUGCACUGCUUUUGUAUAGGAAACACUGUGCUAUUUGGGACACAUCCAUGGUCUGAGAUCACAAUAUGAACUUUAAUUUAUGGAGACUGACAUUCUGAAUAUUGUCCUGAAUUCACGCCAUCCAAACAUCUUUUCAUCUAGCUGCAGCUCUUCCAACCAAUCAAAGACUUACUUCCUUUGAAAUGAAAUGUAGGUUUACCUAUAAUAUGCUUUUCUAUUUUUGCACUCUUCAUGAAAAGCAUUUUGAUUGAUGAAUUUCAUUAACUUGCUGUCUUUUUUUUAUACAAAGAACUGUAAUGAUCUGUUUGUAUUGCAUAAUCAUGGACACCUACCAAAGCAUGAUGUCCUGCCAAUGUAAUAAUGAUAAAGCCAGGCAGGUCACCCAUGAUACAAGUAUUCAACGUGAUAUAGAUUAAUGUAUUCUCUUCAUGAUGAAUUCAAGCAGUCAUACUUUUUGUAAUAUUUUGCAUGAAUGUUAGUGAGACUGUGUGAUAUCUCGUUACAUGCUGCCAUUAUACUAUUUACUAUUUACUAUAUAUAUAUUUGCCGUUAUACUAUUUACUAUAUAUACUAUUUGACCACAAGGUGGAACCAGAGACCUGAAUAAUGAUUGCCUAUAGAAAUCUAGUACUGUUUUGUCCCUAAUGUCAAGUUCAGUUUUCUACAGUUAAAUUAUGAAAAUGUAUUGUUUUUAUUAUUAAAAUGUAAUGGUUAAGUUUA